AGGCACUCUGUGACAUCAGGCAGAAUGGUGGCACCAGGCAGUGAGCUUAGUGACAGGUGCAGCUGCCUGGGUAUGCCUCAGGCUACCAGGAUAAUUAAUUGACCAGUGGUGUCAGCCAAGGAGGGGAUGGAGUCCCACAAGCCACUGAAGUCUGACAGCCUUGUAGCCAAUGAGGAGCAGCAGCCACCACAGCAUGGCUUGGAAGAAGCUGCCAGCUCCAGAGAUGUGAUGGCCCUCAAGAAGUCCUCCACACCAAGCAGGACCUCUGUGUCCAGUAGAGCCUCCAAAUCCAGCAGGACCUCUGUGUCCAGCAGGAUUUCUGUAUCCAGCAGAACUUCCACAUCCAGCAGGACCUCCAUAGCUAGCAGGACCUCCAAGAGGUCUAUCCAGCAGUGCGUGAUCCUGAUGGCUGAGACGUACCCGCCCAGGCAGGAGGUGCGCAGGACAGGCAUGCCAAAAGUGGAUAAAGCAAUUCAGACCCCCCGGUCCUUUGAUGCAUCACUCAACAAACGGCGCACUCGGCUCAAGAAGAAAAUUAAAAGCAAAGAUGUGAGCAACAACCAGGAUCAGCUGCAAGCCUCAAGGGACAGCAGUGCCAUGGAGAUCUUUCCCCAAGCAGAGGGGCACAGGACUCCCAGCCCCCCCGAGGUCACACCCCAGCACAGGAGGAGCAAAGUCUCAUCCAACACAUGCGUGAAUGCUGAUGAGGAAGGAUGGGAGGACCAGGCUGUGCUGGAGGUGGAAGGGUAUGAGGCUGAUGUUCACAGCCCAGGCACCGCCAUGGGGGACAGCCAGGGAAUCUGCCCUGCAGAGGAGGAGAUGCAGAAGGGGCUGGAACACACUCAGGCUCACGAAGGCAGAGAGGUGAAACCAAGCCCACUUCUGGAGGCUGACGGAAGCUUUCACAAGGAAGGGGAUGCAGCCAGCAGUCAGGACCCCAACUCCAGUGUGGGCACUGGUGAGGUCAUCUCAGCCAGAGAGGAGCUGCAGCAGAUCAUCAGACACACUGCAGAGGACACAGACUUCAGGCAUAGUCAGGGCUCUGACCCUGCAGAGGAGCUGGAUCCUGCUGCUGUGAAUGCAUCUCUUGUAGGAGAUGAGGAAAACAUUCGAGACCUUGAUUUCACCCUGGACCCCACAGCCAGCAAGGUUCACCUGAGCAGCCAGGAGAUGCAUGAAGCCUUGAGACACAUGGAAGGUGCUGUGAACAGGAAUCUGAGUAAAUCCAUGAAGGCGGUGAGGAAGGUCCAGCAAACACCCAUGGGAGAAGAGGACAAGGAUGAUGUCAGUAGUGAGGGUUCCAUCCUGGCUGCCCUGAGCGUCCACUCAGCCCUGGAGGAGCUGAAAGAGGCACAAGUGGAUGAGAAAGUUGCUCUUGCUCUUGGCCAUGUUCCCCAAACCCGUGUAGCAACAGAGCUUCCACCAAAGAAGAAGGUGUUAAAUCCCCUCAAAAUAGAUACAGCCAGUGAACUCCCAGAGAUCCCUCAGACAAGUGUUGAGAGUGAAGCAGUGAAGAACAUGACAAAGAAACAGCAGAAAGCAUUCUUCGAUGCUUUCAACUUCUUCCCCAAAGACCUGGAUGGCAAUAUUAACCUUCAGAACCUGGAGGUGCUUGCUAAGCAGCUGGGAAUUAGCUUUGAUGGGCAAGAGGCACAAAAGAAGCUGGUGUGUGCGGAUGCUGAUGGAGACAAAGCAAUGAAUUUCUCUGACUUUCUGACCUUCAUUACUGACAAGAAUUGUUUUAUCCAGACAGUAUUCCCUGACAAAAACGACUCGGGCAACUUCGAUCAUGUCGAUGCCAGAGGAAUCCUCCUCCUCAAAGUUUUGCUGAAGCUAGUGGAGUUGGAAGCUCUGCCCCAGAGAACUCUAUUUCAGAUUUCCAGUUACUACCAGCAGAAGUUUAGGGACUGCACUAGUGAGAAAGCCUGGACAUAUGCUGAUUUCUUCAUGAGUCACGAAAAGAACAAGAAAAACAGGAAAGUUCUGGUUUAUCCUUUAUCUUCCUAUCUAAGUGCUGCCCGCAUCUCAAUGAUGAAGGAAAGAGAGGCAACAGCUUAUUUGGAACAACUCAAAGAACACGUGUCCAAUUCAGAGAGCCCCUAUGCUCAGGUACCUGUCUUCCCACUGAUUUCUAAACAAGAUGCAAAGACAUUGGUGAAGCCAAAAAAAGACAUGCAAAAGCAGACAAGGCAGAGAAAGAAAGAGCUGGUAUCUUCAAAGGAGAUCCAUUUCAGCAUUAAGAAAAAACAGGUUCAGGAGGCUGUAGCCAAGGCUUCUGGUCAGAGCAGCAAGAAGAAAUGCUCCCCUGCCAUCAACUCAGAGAGCCCAAACAAACGGCGUCACCCACCAACAGCCAGCAAGGGCAAGGCACAAGCACAUGAGGCACAGGUGGCCCAACGCUACAGGCGCAACCUGGCCCUCCGCAAGCAGGCCAGCCUGCUCAAGCUGUGGCAGAAGAUCGACGGGGCUCAGAUCGGCCGGCAGACGGGCAGCAAGCGCUUCCACUACAUUUUCUCCACGUACUCCUGGUCCUGGAACGCAUGCAGAGAGCUGGUGACAGCCGAGGAGCUGCAGGCACAGGACUGCCGGUAUCGCCGCUUCCCGCUGGCCACCAGGCAGCCACCGUGGAAGAAGUGGCUGUUUUAGGGCACUGGCAGAGGCAGGUGGAUGCUGGAUGGGGGCUGUUUUGGAUCGGACCUGCUGUCACCCUUCCUCCUGGCGUUCAAAAUGUGAAAUAAAAGCUGGGAAAGGUGGGAUUAUUGUUGUUAUCCUGUCCAGCACAGGGAGGUAGUUGGCCAAGGGAGGGGACUGCAUUGUUCUGUGGUACAGCACCGGGCACUGGUUGUACACUUCACUUUAAGGACUCUUAGGGAGUCCGGAGGAAGGCUACAGAGACACGAAGGGGCUGAGCUCCGUGACAGCGACAGAGCCCGAAGGAACGGCACGGAGAUGUCAGGAGAGGGGAGCGGCUGGGGGUGAGGGAGGGCUCAGUCCCAGAGGGCGCGGCCCCGACCCGCUGGAGCUCAGGGAGUGAUGGGACACCGCUCUCAGCCACUGGGUUCGGGUAGUCGGACACCGAUCCUCGCGGGUGCCGCUCUGUGUAGAAUCUGAGAUUCCACAGCACUGAGGGAACCGCCACGGCUCAGCCCUCCCCGGCUUCC
Molecule: messenger RNA, 3161 nt
Organism: Meleagris gallopavo (turkey)
Lineage: Eukaryota; Metazoa; Chordata; Aves; Galliformes; Phasianidae
Source: RefSeq, a predicted model, not a curated record